UCUAACUCUGGCCUCUGCCUCUGCCUAUUCAAAGCCAUUUACUUUGCUCGUAAAAUAUCAGCACGAAGCAUUGAUUCCUCUGAUUGCAUCACAGUGAAAAAAUGUUUAGACUUUCUUUCUUGCUAAUUAUUCUGCUUCAUUUAGCAGUAACAGGGCUUAGCGCUGAUGAAUUCAGUAGACAUGACUUCCCACCUAGCUUCAUUUUUGGCUCUGGCACCUCAGCUUAUCAGGUGGAGGGAGCAGCAAACGAAGAUGGGCGGACUCCAAGCAUUUGGGAUACCUUUGCACACGAGGGGAAGGCACAGGGAGCCACAGGAGAUGUAGCAUGUGAUGAGUAUCACAAAUACAAGGAAGAUGUGCAACUCAUGGCGGACACAGGCUUAGAUGCCUAUAGAUUUUCCAUCUCGUGGUCAAGACUAAUCCCAAAUGGAAAAGGACCUGUGAAUCCAAAGGGUUUACAGUAUUACAACAACCUCAUAAAUGAACUAACCACCCAUGGAAUUGAACCGCAUGUUACGUUAUUCAAUUAUGAUCUUCCCCAGGCUCUUGAAGAUGAGUAUGGAGGAUGGAUCAAUCAAAGAAUUGUGAAAGACUUCACUGCUUAUGCAGAAGUAUGCUUUAGAGAGUUUGGCAACAGGAUUUCAUAUUGGACAACCGUAAAUGAGCCCAAUGUAUUCGUGCUUGGCGGUUAUGAUCAAGGAUAUGUGCCACCUCAGCGGUGUUCUUUUCCAUUUGGAUUCAAUUGCUCCAGAGGCAACUCCACCUCUGAGCCAUACAUGGCACUUCAUCAUAUUUUGUUAGCGCAUGCAUCAGCUACAAGACUCUAUAGGAACAAGUAUCAGGGCAAGCAGCAUGGUUAUAUAGGUAUCAGCAUCUACGCAUUUGGGGUAGUCCCUCUAACAAACUCAACAGAGGACGUAAUUGCUACUCAAAGAGCCAGUGAUUUCCUAAUUGGUUGGGUUGCACAUCCAUUGAUGUUCGGAGAUUAUCCCGAAAUAAUGAAGAAAAAUGUGGGCUCCAGACUUCCAGUCUUCACCGAUCAUGAGUCCAAGCAGGUUAAGGGUUCUGCUGAUUUCCUGGGAUUGAUACACUACAGCUCAGUUUACAUCAAAGAUAAUUCCAACAGUCUGAAGCAGGAAGUCAGAGACUUUAACGCAGACAUGGCAAUACAGUUAGUUAACACACUGCCGGAUAAUACAUCUGCAUAUGAGUUCCCUGUACAGCCCUGGGGUUUGAGAGGAGUGCUGGAGUACUUUAAACAAGUUUAUGGCAAUCCUCCUAUUUACAUUUAUGAAAAUGGUCAACGGAGUCUGCGCAAUUCAACAUUGGAAGAUAUGUCAAGGGUGAAAUACAUACAUGCUUACAUUGGGAGUGUGCUUGAUGCUGUGAGAAAUGGAUCAAAUACAAGAGGGUACUUUACAUGGUCGUUCCUAGAUGUAUUCGAAUUGCUGGAUGGGUAUGGAUCCAGCUUCGGGCUGUACUAUGUGGAUUUGAAUGAUCCUGGUUUAAAGAGAUAUCCCAAGCUAUCUGCCCAUUGGUACUCCCACUUUUUGAAGGGAAACAUGAUCAAUUCAGAUUAUGUUUUCAAACUCAACAAUAAUUUAUCUACUCUUUGUCAUACCCACUGCUUUCAGUAGCUCUAGAUACAUACA
Pistacia vera is the source of this 1652-nucleotide messenger RNA. RefSeq names its product beta-glucosidase 11-like. NCBI's taxonomy places the organism in Eukaryota, Viridiplantae, Streptophyta, Magnoliopsida, Sapindales, Anacardiaceae. The coding region runs from base 102 to 1637 and encodes 511 amino acids. Gene Ontology annotation, biological process: carbohydrate metabolic process. Gene Ontology annotation, molecular function: beta-glucosidase activity. The record is from RefSeq and is a predicted model, not a curated record. The transcript has 13 exons.